Messenger RNA from Acipenser ruthenus (sterlet), 4667 nucleotides. Its product is annotated as signal-regulatory protein beta-2-like. The record is from RefSeq and is a predicted model, not a curated record. Bases 2867 to 4444 code for a protein of 525 amino acids. The transcript is spliced from 7 exons. Lineage: Eukaryota; Metazoa; Chordata; Actinopteri; Acipenseriformes; Acipenseridae. Gene Ontology annotation, cellular component: plasma membrane.
GUCCUUCGGAUGAGACGUCAAACAAACGAGCUCCUAUUGGAAGUGACUCUGCAGCAGCCACUGACUCCCUGUGUGUGUGUGUGACCCUGAGCAAGUCACUGAACCUCCUUGUGCUCCGUCCUUCGGAUGAGAUGUCAAACAAACAAGCUCCUAUAGGAAGUGACUCUGCAGCAGCCACUGACUCCCUGUGUGUGUGUGACCCUGAGCAAGUCACUGAACCUCCUUGUGCUCCGUCCUUCAGGAUGAGACGUCAAACAAACAAGCUCCUAUUGGAAGUGACUGCAGCAGCCACUGACUCCCUGUGUGUGUGUGACCCUGAGCAAGUCACUGAACCUCCUUGUGCUCCGUCCUUCAGGAUGAGACGUCAAACAAACGAGCUCCUAUUGGAAGUGACUCUGCAGCAGCCACUGACUCCCUGUGUGUGUGUGUGUGACCCUGAGCAAGUCACUGAACCUCCUUGUGCUCCGUCCUUCGGAUGAGAUGUCAAACAAACGAGCUCCUAUUGGAAGUGACUCUGCAGCAGCCACUGACUCCCUGUGUGUGUGUGACCCUGAGCAAGUCACUGAACCUCCUUGUGCUCCGUCCUUCGGAUGAGACGUCAAACAAACGAGCUCCUAUUGGAAGUGACUCUGCAGCAGCCACUGACUCCCUGUGUGUGUGUGUGACCCUGAGCAAGUCACUGAACCUCCUUGUGCUCCUUCCUUCGGAUGAGAUGUCAAACAAACAAGCUCCUAUAGGAAGUGACUCUGCAGCAGCCACUGACUCCCUGUGUGUGUGUGUGUGUGUGACCCUGAGCAAGUCACUGAACCUCCUUGUGCUCCGUCCUUCAGGAUGAGAUGUCAAACAAACGAGCUCCUAUUGGAAGUGACUCUGCAGCAGCCACUGACUCCCUGUGUGUGUGUGACCCUGAGCAAGUCACUGAACCUCCUUGUGCUCCGUCCUUCAGGAUGAGACGUCAAACAAACGAGCUCCUAUUGGAAGUGACUCUGCAGCAGCCACUGAUUCCCUGUGUGUGUUUGAGACCCUGAGCAAGUCACUGAACCUCCUUGUGCUCCGUCCUUCAGGAUGAGACGUCAAACAAACGAGCUCCUAUUGGAAGUGACUCUGCAGCAGCCACUGACUCCCUGUGUGUGUGUGUGACCCUGAGCAAGUCACUGAACCUCCUUGUGCUCCGUCCUUCAGGAUGAGAUGUCAAACAAACGAGCUCCUAUUGGAAGUGACUCUGCAGCAGCCACUGACUCCCUGUGUGUGUGUGACCCUGAGCAAGUCACUGAACCUCCUUGUGCUCCGUCCUUCAGGAUGAGACGUCAAACAAACGAGCUCCUAUUGGAAGUGACUCUGCAGCAGCCACUGACUCCCUGUGUGUGUGUGUGUGUGACCCUGAGCAAGUCACUGAACCUCCUUGUGCUCCGUCCUUCAGGAUGAGACGUCAAACAAACGAGCUCCUAUUGGAAGUGACUCUGCAGCAGCAGCAGCAGUUGUUGAUGAUGCAGAGUUCACCCCCCUAGUCUCUGGAAGUCGCUUUGGAUAAAGGCAUGUGCUGAAUGACUCUCAAUAGAAUAUUUCUCAAUAGAAAUUUCCCCAUUCAGCUCAGUUACUUCACAGCAGACGGGCAGUGAAAAAGCAGAACAUGCAAAAAAAAGCUGGUAAAUGCAAAACAGAAAGCCAAAAAGAAACACGAAGGAGAAACGGGAGUAAUAACAUAAGAAAGUUUCCAAACGAGAGGAGGCCAUUCAGCCCAUCUUGCUCGUUUGGUUGUUAGUAGCUUAUUGAUCCCAGAAUCUCAUCAAGCAGCUUCUUGAAGGAUCCCAGGGUGUCAGCUUCAACAACAUUACUGGGGAGUUGGUUCCAGACCCUCACGAUUCUCUGUGUAAAAAAGUGCCUCCUAUUUUCUGUUCUGAAUGCCCCUUUAUCUAAUCUCCAUUUGUGACCCCUAGUCCUUGUUUCUUUUUUCAGGUCCCCUGGGUCGACAUUGUCUAUACCUUUUAGGAUUUUGAAUGUUUGAAUCAGAUCGCCGCGUAGUCUUCUUUGUUCAAGACUGAACAGAUUCAAUUCUUUUAGCCUGUCUGCAUACGACAUGCCUUUUAAACCCGGGAUAAUUCUGGUUGCUCUUUUUUGCACUCUUUCUAGAGCAGCAAUAUCCUUUUUGUAACAAGGUGACUAGAACUGAACACAGUAUUCUAGGUGAGGUCUUACUAAUGCAUUGUAAAGUUUUAACAUUACUUUCCUUGAUUUAAAUUCAACACCUCUCACAAUAUAUCCGAGCAUCUUGUUGGCCUUUUUUAGUUGUGUCCUGUGAGCCUCAAAUAAACCCACACAUACAAAAUUAAAAAACAGACAGAGAAGGCGCACAACUGGCCGAGGGCCGCCCGGGGGGAGGGAGGGUUUGGUCGGCCAGGGUGUCCUCGGCUCACCAGCGCCCCCUGUGGUCUGGCCGGGCGCCUGCAGGCUUGCCUGUAAGCUGCCCAGAGCUGCGUUGUCCUCCGACUCUGUAGCUCUGAGGCGGCUGCACGGUGAGUCUGUAGAGUGUAAAGAAGCGGGCGGCUGAUGGCACACGCUUCAGAGGACAGGGGGUGUUCGUCUUCACCCUCCCGAGUCAGCGCAGGGGGGUGGUAGCAGCGAGCUGAGCUGAGCUUAAAAAUAUUUGGCGACCACUAAAUUUAUAUAAAAUUUUUUUUAAAAAAGUUUGUUCCUCCUUUGGUACAAAAUUAACUGUAGUGUUAACUUUCACACGUUUCACAAAGCUGUGAUUUCCGUUCUGUUCAAGUGCUGGUCAGAGCUGCUGCUGUAUCUGAGUGCAGUUCUGCUUGGGGAGUCUGUGCUGCUGCUUCUGACACACCGGAGCACUGCUGUGCGGCUGGACAGAAUGGAGCGAGGGCUACUGGUUUCACUGGUUAUACUGGUCUGCUCUCCUACCAGGGGGGUGUCUCAAACCAUUAUAACUCAGGACCCGGGCUUCGUGACUGGCACAGAGGAGGGAGAGGUCACUGUACCCUGCACUGUGACAGGGGCUCCUCCAGGACCAGUGAGAUGGUACAGGGACACUGGCAGCGGCAGACAGUAUCUCUACUCUACAGACCCUCCGUCCAAUGAGAGAAACGACCCCCGUGUGUCUCAAGUACAUCAAAACCACGCCACAGAUUCAUCCAUUCGAAUUGUGAACCUGACCCUGAGUGACUCAGGAAUCUACUACUGUGACAAAUACGGAGGGAUUGAUGUGACCCUCAUUGCUAGAGGCUCAGGGGCCUGGCUGAGUGAGCGAGCGAUCCCUCCACUCAUUAUAACUCAGGACCCAGACCCUGUGAAUGGCACAGAGGAGGGUGAGGUCACUUUACCCUGCACCCUGUCCACAGUGGGUGCUUCAGGACCAGCGAGAUGGUACAGGGACACUGGCAGUGGCAGACAGUAUCUCUACUCUGCAGACCCCCCUCCGCCCAAUGAGAGAAACGACCCCCGUGUGUCCAGAGUACAUCCAGACCACCCCACAGAUCUCUCCAUCCGAAUUGUGAACCUGACCCUGAGUGACUCAGGAAGGUAUUACUGUGAGAAAUACAGAGGGUUUGAUGGGUCCCUCAUUGCUAGCGGCUCAGGGACCAGGCUGAGUGUGCGAGCAAUCCCUGCACUCAUUAUAACUCAGGACCCAGACUCUGUGACUGGCACAGAGGAGGGAGAGGUCACUGUACCCUGCACUGUGACAGGGGGUCCUGCAGGACCAGUGAGAUGGUACAGGGACACUGGCAGCGGCAGACAGUAUCUCUACUCUACAUCCCCCCCUCUGCCCAAUGAGAGAAACGACCCCCGUGUGUCUCAAGUACAUCAAUAUCACCCCACAGAUCUCUCCAUUCGAAUUGUGAGGCUGACCCUGCGUGACUCAGGAAGGUAUCACUGUGACAAAUACAAAGUGUUUGAUGGGUCCCUCAUUGCUAGAGGCUCAGGGAGCAGGCUGAGUGUGCGAGCGAUCCCUCCUCCCAUUAUAACUCAGGACCCAGGCUCUGUGACUGGCACAGAGGAGGGUGAGGUCACUGUACGCUGCACCCUGUCCACAGUGGGUCCUGCAGGACCAGUGAGAUGGUACAGGGACACUGGCAGCGGCAGAGAGUAUCUCUUCUCUGCAGCCCCCCCUCCGCCCAAUGAGAGAAACGACCCCCGUGUGUCUCAAGUACAUCAAAACCACGCCACAGAUCUCUCCAUUCGAAUUGUGAACCUGACCCUGAGUGACUCAGGAAUCUACUACUGUGAGAAAUACAGAGGGUUUGAUGGGUCCCUCAUUACUAGCGGCUCAGGGAGCAGGCUGAGUGUGCGAGAACCUCCCUGCAGCUCCAACCUGUUUCUCGUGUCGGUGUUUCUGCUGGUGAAGCUCGCUCUCCUGGCCGCCAUCAACGCCUUUCUCUUUGUGCUUCUCAAACUGGAGCAGCGCAGACUGAAGCGUGUGGAUGCAGAGUGAGGUGGGGGAGCCCUGCGCUGUGGAGAGGAUUCACAGCAGAGCUGGCUGGGGCCUCUUGUUAUAUUAGACAUCUUAAAGCUCUGCUCUAAAUGCUGAGAAUGCUGAAGCAGACAGUGGACUUGACUGGAGAGUCUGCGAGUCAAUAGAGAUGCUCUGCACUGCUUGAUCUGCCUGCUGAUAAGGGGAGGAGAGGAAAGAGAGGAGGGGAGAGGGAGAGGAGAGG